AUCGUUGUGCGGCUACAAAGUAAACUUUUCCCGAGGUCCCGUGACAUUGACGUCAUCUUGUAUUUCAUAUCAGAAAACAAUUUUACUUCCCGAGAUGAUCGAGGUGACAAGAGAGUAAUGUCGUUUAUGAACGUACUUUGUUGCUGUUUCAGCUCCUCAGAGAAUUCCACCAGACAACUGAACGAGAGACAACCUCUUUUGCAAGGGCAACCACAAUCUGCACGACAGGCUCGUCCAGCACACAAUGAAACACCCCAGAAAAGCGGCAGGUUCAUCGCCCGGGACGUUGGUAUCCCUGAAUUGGACCAGAGCUUCAAGGAUGUGGCUGAGAUAUUCAACCUGCAGCAAGGGCACCAUGAAGCCAUGACAGAAUGCCUCAACACGCUCAGGGAUCGCUACGGCUGUUCCUGUGGAGAUGGACUGUCUGAGUGCCUCAAGAGAAUCAAAGAAGAGCACGACACGCAUCACCAGAUCACCUUCCACAUGAAAGGCUAUGACUUCUCUCUGGCUGUGGUGCCGAAUGAUGAGGUUCCUAGCAAGCUACGCAGUAGCCAAGACAACAUCCGAGGCCUGUGCCAGGCUUCCAAGGCCAUCGUGGCUGCGGGCACCAAGCUCCAGGAGAUGAUUGGCUGGCUGACCAAGACAGAGGAGCAGCUGGCCAAUCAGGUGCUGGAGGAGGCCCCUGCCUACCAGGAACAGCAGAGGCUGGAAGACAACCUGAAAAAGAACCUUCAGGAGUGCCGACGAGCCCGAGAGCUGUCCACAGCCUACAGGGAGCAGGCCGGGAAGAUCCUCAACGAAGCUGCGCUACUGUCAGGGGUCAACCCCUGAUGCUCACUCUGACCGUCUUCUUUAGCCCCCAGUGGACAUGGUCUAGACUAUUAGGCGCAUAGACCUCUCCAGAAUAAGUCCCGCCUCCGUAACUUCCGUAU
Alosa alosa (allis shad) is the source of this 932-nucleotide messenger RNA. RefSeq lists its product as uncharacterized. NCBI's taxonomy places the organism in Eukaryota, Metazoa, Chordata, Actinopteri, Clupeiformes, Clupeidae. The transcript is spliced from 4 exons. The record is from RefSeq and is a predicted model, not a curated record. Bases 118 to 831 code for a protein of 237 amino acids.